CAAACUCGCCAAAAGCGAAGCAGUCCCCACCCCGACCGCGUCCACCUCCUCUCUUCUCCCACGCGCGCCUCGCCUCGUCUCCUCUCGAGAUCUCGCCAUGGACGCCAUCGACUCCGUGGUGGAUCCCCUCCGCGAGUUCGCCAAGGACAGCGUCCGCCUCGUCAAGCGCUGCCACAAGCCCGACCGCAAGGAGUUCUCCAAGGUGGCGUUGCGGACGGCGAUCGGGUUCGUCGUCAUGGGAUUCGUCGGCUUCUUCGUCAAGCUAAUCUUCAUCCCCAUCAACAACAUCAUCGUCGGGUCCGGCUAGGUUGGAUGCUAAAGAAAGACUAGCAUGGGGAUAUAGUGGAGUACUCAUCAAGGAGAAAACAGAAGAUUAUUGAGGAUAGUGCUGUGUUCUAAAGUAGGCGUCCAAAGUUCAUUGACCCGUUUCAAGAAACUGUUGCUAAAAGAUGGUUUAUAUUCUGUUCCCUUUUUGUGGAGAAAUCAUCGUACUGAAUUAGACUUUGCAAUUAGCAUGCAAUGAAAUGUUCAUGUUUUUGCCGUA
Oryza sativa Japonica Group (Japanese rice) is the source of this 544-nucleotide messenger RNA. Its product is annotated as protein transport protein Sec61 subunit gamma-like. Gene Ontology annotation, molecular function: transmembrane protein transporter activity. NCBI's taxonomy places the organism in Eukaryota, Viridiplantae, Streptophyta, Magnoliopsida, Poales, Poaceae. The record is from RefSeq and is a predicted model, not a curated record. Gene Ontology annotation, biological process: protein targeting; post-translational protein targeting to membrane, translocation. Gene Ontology annotation, cellular component: membrane; Ssh1 translocon complex.